AUGAGGAAGAAGGCUGGCAACGCAUUUGAACGUGAUUUCUUCAAACUACUCAAUAACGCGGUGUUUGGGAAAACUAUGGAAUGUGUUCGGAACCGCAUUUCCAUGGAAUUGGUUUCGUGUCCACGUCGAAUGCGGAAACUCUUGAAUAAACCAACGUUCAAACACGUGACCACGUACACCGAGACUCUGGCCGCCGUAUCAUUGCAAAAGAGUGAGGUGCAUUUCUCCAAGCCUAUUUACGUGGGGUUUGCCGUCCUGGAAAUAAGCAAGGAGUUAAUGUACGACUACCAUUACAAUGUAAUGCGGCGGCAUUAUAACGAUUCGAUUAGACUGAUGUACAUGGAUACAGAUUCCCUGAUGUAUCGAGUGAACACCGGCGAUUUCUAUAAGGACCUGGUGGACAACCCCGCGCUCCUCGGACGGAUGGACACCUCGAAUCUCCCCGUCACUCACCCGUGCUACGUCGGUACGCGUAAGAAGAUCCCCGGAUUGUUCAAGGACGAGACGGCGGGCCGUACUAUGUACGAGUUCAUUGCACUCCGGGCUAAAUCUUACGUGUACAAAAUUGAGGGGGACGAAAAACUUGUUGCCAAGGGAAUUCGAGGACAUGUGGUCCGAAAUCACUUGACGUUCAAGGACCACAAGCGCUGUCUGUUCGAGGACGACGACGCUGGUGACGGUGACGAGAGCGAGGAGCUCGGCACGGAUGACGACGAUUUCGACGACGGUGACUUUGGCGACACGACAAUGAGUGGAAGGACGUGGAGAAGAGACGGCGAGGGCGCCUGA
Molecule: messenger RNA, 789 nt
Organism: Aphis gossypii (cotton aphid)
Lineage: Eukaryota; Metazoa; Arthropoda; Insecta; Hemiptera; Aphididae
Exons: 3
Coding region: 1-789 (262 amino acids)
Source: RefSeq, a predicted model, not a curated record